AGCCACUGCCGCUGGUUUUUAUUUGAACCCUCGUCGAAACAAGUCGAGAGAAAAGGGUCAACAUUUUUAUGGAAACGAUCGAUUCUAUUUUCCUAUACGGUCAGAUUCUUUGGAAAUCCCAAAGGCAGGCCGACUCUAUAAAUCCUUCCUAUAGGGGCCUCAUUAAGUUUAUAUGAUGGCAAACAGCAGCUGCGGUUUGUUUUGAGGGCCAAUCUCCUGGACGUCGCUUGUGUGGAUAUAUUUUUCAUGCCGCCGACGACGACGACGACGACGCAAUGCGACGGCGAAGAAAAGAAAUCCCGUUUUGUUUUUUUCUCCUUUUCACGGUGCUGUUUUUGUCGUCUAGGUGUUGGAUAUAUGUCCGUGAUAUUUCCAGCUAUGACCAAUUUUGGCGUCAAUUGAUUGGGUAGUGUUUCUUUUUCUUCGGACGUCGACAAAGUCAAACGACUGAGACUGACUGCGUACGCCUUUUUUCUUUCUUUCUUUCUUCCCGUCGUGGCUUUAAAGAAGCCAUCAAUUGACCAGCAAGAACUUUCGGGAAUUCAUACGAAAUUGGAAGAGUAACGCUGAGGUCAUCCCAUUGUUGACUGAGGCAUGGGCGGUUGCGUUUGUUUUGUCGUGCGCCGUCCAAUAAUCAAGACGCCAACUCACAAUCAGCCGAGUCAUGGGCCAACCUGCUCUUUUCAUUUUUAGAUUUAAAAAAAUCGAGUUUCUGUAAAAAAGAGAGAGAAAACAUUCCUGAUUUUUAUAAAAAGAAAGGUAGCUGUCAAAUGAAUUGAAAUUUUUGCCUUUGACGGAGCGAGAAUCUUCCAGCAUGUGAUGCGGUGGGGGUCAAGCUGCUUUUCUUACCUGACGUUGAAGAAAAGCUAUUACGUAGCAAUUUCCCGGUGUGCUUUCACUUGGGCGGACCUUGUCCACACUCCACCCGCUCUAUGGAGUAUAGGAAAGGUGGAAGAUGGGCAGGAGGGGGGUUGUGUUGUUGCUGGAUGUUUUACGCGACUUUUUAAUGGCCAUCCCCCCCUACGUCCAACCUCUUGGUACUUGUCAGUGUAAAAAAAGAGAAACCUCAAGGAAGAAGAGAUAAGGUAACAUUUAAAUGUCCUCGGCCAAGAAGCAGCAGAUUCCUUUCCUUGUUUUGACUUGUGAUUUUGAUUGAUUCGGACCAAUUAUCUCAACUAGAUCGACGGUAGUUGUGAGUUUCUACCUUUCGGUCUUUGAUUAUCCAUCUCUCUUUGGUCCUCAUCAGAACGCUGAUGGAAUGCUUUCCAGAUUUCAAAGUUUGAAUGACUGGAGACCACCUGGGGAAAGUGAUGAAUGGUAUCCGGCCCUCCUCCUUUUCCCCCCUAAAAACCGAACAAGAGGAAAGAACUUCUCGUCAACAACAACCCCCCCUCUCAACCUUUUCUCUUUUUUCUUUCAUUUCUUCUUUUUUUGAGCGAAACAAAACACGUUUAAUGAACCGACUCGAAUGACGCCAUUGCAAUCUGAACGCGCAACUCGUCGCGCAAUUCUUUUCAUUUCUCGUCCGUUCAUCAUUCGAGCCGACACUUGGGCUCUUUUUUUGUUUGGUUUGUUUGGAAUAAUACCCAGUGAUCCGUGUGUACCCAAGAUUCACCAGGUGGACUUGUAUACAACGGUUAUAAGUGGAAGCGGCCGGCAAGGUAGCGGCUUCAGUCGGGGACGAGACACCGUACGGGACGGACUUGUGACCAUUUUCUUCUUCGACAUUUCAUUUGUUUGUGCGUUUUCCCCCAUAAAUUCUAUCGAGAAUUGCCAGUUUUUGAUGGAUUCGUGAGUCGUUGUUGUUUCUGCGGCUGAAUUUUUCACAAAGGCAAAUUACAAAAAAGGAAUAAAUUAUUAAUUGACCAAAAUGGGCAGGCGCUCUUGUUUGAUGGUUGCUGUCUGCUUGUCCGUGAGUUUAGUAUUGCAAAGCGCUUCGGCGACAUCGUGGGAUGGCAAAACGCCAUGGUUCACCGGUUCCUCUUGCAACUGUAACGGAUUCUCCAGCCGGUGUUACUUCGAUCAGGCCUUGUUCGACGCUACCGGUCACGGCGGCCAUUGCCUCGAUUGCACGGCCAACCGCGACGGACCCAACUGUGAACGCUGCCGCGAACAGUUUUACCAGCGCGAAGAUAAUUACUGCGUACCCUGCAAUUGUGACGAGACAGGUUCACGGAGCUUGCAGUGUAACCGCGAAGGUAAAUGCUCGUGCAAGCCGGGCGUGACUGGUGACAAAUGUGACCGAUGCGAAGAGAAUUUCUACGAUUUCGGACCGCAAGGGUGCCGCCCUUGCGGAUGCAAUGUGGCCGGCAGUCUGGGUGGGCAACCGCGCUGCGACUCGGAAACGGGCAGUUGCUCGUGCAAAGAUCACGUCGAAGGCCAGCGCUGUGACCGCGCCAAGCCCGGCUACUUCAAUUUGGACGCUGAAAAUCUCUUCGGCGCCACUCCGUGUUUCUGCUACGGCCAUUCGUCCGUCUGCAGGUCGGCCACCGGCUACGCCCGUGGAUUAAUCGAGAGCGUGUUCGCUCGUUCCGAUGAGAAAUGGUCGGCCCUGGAACAACCUGGAAAUCGGCCAAUCACGCUGGCCUAUAAUUCACUGUUGGGAAACAUUGGAGUCAGUGCGCCCGGCCGUGACGCCGUCGUCUUCUCAGCCCCCGAACGUUACUUGAACGACCAGCGAACGAGUUACAACCAGCAGUUGCAUUUCACGCUGCGAACCAACGAAGCUGGAGCCCGCGCUUCCAUCGAUGACGUCGUGUUGGAAGGAUCCGGACUGACCAUCUCGCAGCCCAUCUUCGGCCAAGGCAACCAACUGCCAUCGGCAUCGAACCAAGUCUAUUCGUUCAGACUGCACGAACAUCCCGAUUACGGCUGGAAUCCGCGUCUGUCGUCCCGUGAUUUCAUCAGCGUUUUGGCCAACUUGACCGCCAUCAGAAUCCGUGGCACCUACACGCCCCGCGGUGCGGGUUACCUGGAUGAUGUCAAACUGGAGACGGCCCGUCGAGGCGGCAGCGGUUCACCUGCCAACUGGAUUGAACGCUGCAAUUGCCCUGAAGGUUACGUCGGCCAAUUUUGCGAAUCCUGCGCUCCGGGAUUCCGUCACGAGCCCGCCAACGGCGGUCCGUUUGCCCGCUGCGUCCCUUGCAAUUGCAACGGACACGCCGAUAUUUGCGACGCCGAAAGCGGCCGCUGCAUUUGCCAGCACAACACGGCAGGCGACAACUGCGAGCGAUGCGCCCGGGGAUUUUACGGCAACGCUCUUCAAGGAACGCCCAACGAUUGCAAUCCUUGCCCGUGUCCCAACGGUGGCGCUUGUAUCGAACUGGCCGACGAAACUGUCGUUUGCCUCGAAUGUCCGGUCGGUUACGCCGGCCCGAGAUGCGAAUUGUGCAGCGAUGGCUAUUUCGGUGAUCCCGAGGGCCGUUUCGGUACCCGACGACCUUGCCAGCCUUGCGAUUGCAACGGAAAUGUCGAUCCCAACGCUGUGGGCAAUUGCAACCGAACGACGGGCGAAUGUCUCAAGUGUAUCUACAACACUGCCGGAUACCGUUGCGAUUCCUGCCUGGCCGGAUUCUUUGGCGACGCUCUGGCCCUUAAUAAAGGCGAUUGCCGGCCUUGUCAGUGCUUCCGCCGUGGAACUCUGCAGCUUCCUUCCGGUACCCUUCAAUGUGAUCAGGUCAGCGGACAGUGUGAAUGUAAACCGAACGUGAUGGGCAACAACUGCGACCGCUGCCUGGACGGAUUCUUCGACUUGGAGAGCGGAAACGGAUGUCAAACUUGCAACUGCGAUCCUGUCGGCGCACUAAACAGGACCUGUAACGUUCGAAAUGGGCAAUGUUUCUGCCGGCCUGGCGUUGUCGGUCUACGAUGCGAUUCUUGUGCUCCCAACCAAUUCGGAUUCUCUUACGACGGAUGCAAACCUUGCGAAUGCGACACCAUCGGAUCCCUGUCGCUUCAGUGUGACGAUCCUGAUGGACAGUGUCGAUGCCGAGACAAUGUCGAAGGCCGUCGCUGCGACCGCUGUAAAGAAAACAAGCACGACCGUGAAGCUGGAUGUAAGGAUUGCCCGCCUUGUUACAAUUUGGUACAGGAGGCCGUCGAUCAGCACCGAGCCAAGAUGGCCGAUCUGGCAACGAUUCUGCAACGCAUCAUCUCCAACCCGACCAUCAUCGCGGAUCUUGAUUUUGAUAGAAAACUGGCCGAAGUCCAGGACCGUGUCGAUCAACUCUGGGUAGACGCCAAGAUGCAGAGUGGCGGUGACAAAAGCAUAAGCAUCCAGCUGGAAGAGUUGAAGAAUAGAUUAAAGCAAGUUCAACAAAUGACUGGAGAAAUUGAAAUGCGGACGCAGAGUUCAAGACGCGCCACUGCAGCCGGAGUUGGCAAUUUAACCGUGGCCGAAGCCGCAGUGGAACGGGCCAGAGAAUCCCUUAAAUCUGCUCAACGUUAUUUGGAGACGGAAGGAUCGGAUGCUCUACAACGGGCGAUCCAGCGCUCGGAGAAAUUUGGCCAACAGAGCGAGCGCAUGUCACAAAUUGCUCGCGAUGCCCGCCAAGCGGCCGACACACUUGACGAUGCUGCGGCGCUGAUUGAAUCCACAGCGCAGGAAGCCCUCAACACAUCCAGCAGUGCUUACCAGUUGGCUCGAGAAGCUGUCGAUCAGCAGAAGAACAGUACAGAAGAAAUCGGUGGACUCCGCAAGGAGUUGACCAUUACUGAACAGACCCUUGCCCGCACUCAGGCUAUGGCCAAGGAGGCGCUCACUAAUGCCCAAUCGGCUUACACCGAAGCUCUUAGUCUUCUGGGUGACGCCUACAGUCUGGUGGUUCCCAAUGUUGAGUGGCAAUUUAUGAAACGCCAAGCUGCCCAGCAUUCGGAAGAAUCGCGUCAAAUCAAGGCAGAAGCCGAUCAGCUGGCGGCGGAAAACGCCAACAUGUUGGAUGAAGUUAGUGACCAAAUCAUUGGCGCUGGUGAUGUGUUGGCCAAAGGAGUGGCGCAGCAGCAAAUCGCGGAUGAAUUACUCGCUGACGCCGAUGUAGCCUUGGGAAGGUCUCAAGAAGCCGUCUCACUGGGCGAAAAAACCCUUGCCGAGGCCCAAAAGACGCUUGAAACACUCGAAGGUUUCGACUCGCUGGUGCAGGAAAGUAAAGAAAAAGCUCGCGAUGCUCUUGGUCAAGCCGUCGAAAUCACAAAUUUGAUUGAGCAAGCUGAAGAAAGAACGCGAGAAGCGCAAAAUGCCCUGGCCGGUGCCGAGUCCGAUGCCCGAGUGGCUCGUGAUUCUGCAAAACAGGCUCAAGAACACGCGGAACAAGCCUCAAAGGACGCUGUAAUGAUUCGCCAAGGCGCUUCAGAGACGAGAGAUAAAGCCGGUCAAUUGAAAGAUACGGCCGAAAGUCUCACUGCUAGUGUAGCUGAUACGGCUAACCGAAUGAGAACUUUGGAAGCUGAAGCUGCUGAAGAUCAAGGACUCGCUAAAGAGGCUUUGGAGAAGGCUAAUCAAGCCAAGAGCAUUUCAGCGGAUUCGACUGUUAAAGUCCGUGAAGCCAUCAGCUCAGUGAAUGAGAUUCUCAUAUCUCUCAAUAACAUGGGAAAUAUUGAUACUGCCGCUUUGGAUGAACUGGAGCGAAAAUUAAUCAUUGCCGAACGGGACUUUAUCGAGUCUGAUAUCGAACGGCGCAUUGAAGAGAUGAGGACGGCUCGAGUCACUCAGAAUCAAUGGGUAAGAGAUUACGAAGAAGAAUUGGCCCGUCUUCGACUAGAGGUCGAUAACGUCGAGGCCAUCAAGGAGGCUCUACCUGAGGGUUGUUGGAAGAGGCUGAAGUUGGAACCUUAAUAACGGAUGAUUCCAUAUGUUUUGGGAGUUCCUUGGAACGCUCUUCGCCGUUAAAUGAAAAAAAAAUGUUUCAAAACCGUAAAAGUUUGACAGAAAUCAAUUUUCGUAAAGGAAAAAGAUUUUAAUAGGGGGGGGGGACAAAACUAUCGCCUAGCUCGUUACGUAUCUAAAUCGACUGGGCACUUAGUCAUAAAACAUCAUACAAACUAUGUUGAUUGAAGUUAAGAAGUUAGAGAGCUUAACACAAAAGUUCUGUUUGCACUACUCUAGUUUUUCUUAGUUGUUCCGACUCCAUCACUUUCUUUACAUCGACUCCCCCUUUGUUUGGGGUGUGUUAUUCCGUUUAUUUGUUUAAUUCUUUUUUUUUUUCAAUCUUUUCACAUCACUGUGCCUUCCUCUCCAGAGUGCCGUUGAUGUCGCAAGUGCCUGUUUGAUACAAUUAUUUCGUCAUGUGCCAAAAUGAUUCCUCCCUAACCUUUUUUUUCACCUUCCUUCACUGACAAAUCAAAUUGUGUUUAGACUCUUUUGUGCCCAGGAUUUUAAAUCGGAAUUCUUUAUCUGAGAUUUUUUCAAAAUGAAUUAGUUAAAAAUUGCAUUAAGGGAUUCUCUCUGAUGAAUGCCAAAGACGGACGUGCGUGUGUUUCCCACUCGUCAUUUUCUUAUAAACGUGACCGUUUGUUGUCGAACGCUGAAACUUCUUGUGGACCGAAAAGAAUUCUGAAUGGAUCGAUUAUUCUAAAUGUUUUUGGGGAUAAGAAAAAAUUACGUCUUAAUUCCCAUCUUUUUUUAAGCCCUCUCCCGUUCAUGCGUUUCCUCUGAAACAAACUUCCUUUUUGUAUAAUACCUUUUUUGAAAAUCCAUGUUUGCACUCACUGCCGCUGUUUUGACUCAAUACAUGACCAUUUAA
This is a messenger RNA of Daphnia pulex (common water flea), 6737 nucleotides long. RefSeq names its product laminin subunit gamma-1-like (gene LanB2). Lineage: Eukaryota; Metazoa; Arthropoda; Branchiopoda; Diplostraca; Daphniidae. Bases 1871 to 5830 code for a protein of 1319 amino acids. The record is from RefSeq and is a predicted model, not a curated record. The transcript is spliced from 9 exons.